Messenger RNA from Sphaeramia orbicularis (orbiculate cardinalfish), 898 nucleotides. Its product is annotated as elastase-1-like. The transcript has 8 exons. Lineage: Eukaryota; Metazoa; Chordata; Actinopteri; Kurtiformes; Apogonidae. The record is from RefSeq and is a predicted model, not a curated record. Gene Ontology annotation, biological process: proteolysis. Bases 57 to 863 code for a protein of 268 amino acids. Gene Ontology annotation, molecular function: serine-type endopeptidase activity.
AAAAACAGGAGAGAGGCGUUUCUCCCCUCACAGAAAGGUUUUGACGCACUGCAGACAUGCUCAGGUUUCUGGUGUUGACAAGUCUUGCAGCCUUGGUGCUGGCUGAGCUGGAGCCCCAGCCCAGGUAUCUGGAGGACAGUUUGGGGAGAGUUGUUGGAGGUGAAGUGGCCAGCCCCAACUCCUGGCCUUGGCAGAUUUCUCUCCAGUACCGAUCUGGCAGCCGUUACUAUCACACAUGUGGAGGAACCCUGAUUCAUAGACAGUGGGUUAUGACUGCCGCUCACUGUGUGGACAGUAACAGGACGUGGCGUGUUGUUAUUGGUGAACAUGACCUGAACAGCAACAGCGGCAGAGAGCAGAUCAAGUCCGUCAGCAGGGUUUACAUCCACCCCGGAUGGGACUCUGGCAGAGUGUCUGCUGGAUAUGACAUCGCCCUGCUGCGUCUCUCCUCUGAUGCUACCCUGAACUCCUACGUCAAGCUGGGCUCUCUGCCUCCUUCAGGCCAGAUUCUGCCCAACAACAACAUCUGCUACAUCACCGGAUGGGGACGCACCUCCACUGGCGGUCCCCUGUCCCCACAGCUGAAGGAGGCCUUCCUUCCUCUGGUUGACCACGCCACCUGCUCCCGCUCCGACUGGUGGGGCAGCACUGUCAAGACCACCAUGGUGUGUGGUGGAGGUGGUGCUGAGGCUGGAUGCAACGGAGACUCUGGCGGCCCUCUGAACUGCCUGGUCAAUGGAAAAUACUACGUCCAUGGUAUUGCCAGUUUUGUGUCCGGUAGAGGAUGUGACACCCCCAAGAAGCCCACUGUCUUCACUCGCGUCUCUGCCUACAUCUCAUGGAUGAACUCAAUCAUGAACUAAGCAGAGCCAUCCACAGAGACAGAAGAAUCAUCUGA